AUUUGCAGUACCUAAUGCGCGUUAGUACGACACAGUCAACUCGACAGUGCCAGAGACAGUGCCGAUUUGCCCGCGAUCUAAACUUGACGUCUCCAAAAUCAAACAAAACAAGAAUAAAAAAUAUAAUUGAAGGUGAAUCAAACCAGUCCACGGAACAACUUGUUCGGGGAGGUCAACAACAAAUAAAACUUUGAAAUAUGACGGAGAACAAGAGUCCAGAAGAAUUGCAAGAACUUGUUCAACAAAUGCGGAAAUGGGCUUACGAAGAGCUACAGUUAUCCAAAGGUCUAGAGGACAACUUGCUAAGGAGAUUCGUUCACAGCUGCUACUAUGAUAUAGAUAAAGCGAAAGCCGCGGCCGAGCUGUUCUUCAGCAUUAGAUCCUCAUCACCGGACCUGUUCAGCAACAGGGACCCCCAAUCGGCGCAGAUGCAGAAAACUUUGAGUAUUGUGAAUCUGGCUCGUUUCCAGAUAUCACAGAACAGAAACCUCUGGAUAUGGCAGCUCAAUGAUCCCGGACUCGUACAGUACGACUAUAUUCAGGACGUGAAGUUGUUUUUCCUCGUAACGGACGCAUGGCUACUGGAUGAUGAGCAUCUGGAGAAUUCCGAUAUAGUUAUCAUGGAUGUGAAGGAUAUUACGCUUAAAUUCUUAAUGAAGUAUAACAUGUCUGUGGCGCGGAAACUUGCGAAAUAUCAAGAGGAUGCGUUGCCUAUACGAUUGAAGCAGAUUCAUUUGGUGAACGCUCCUUCGUUUAUAGACAAGAUAUAUGGGCUCAUGAAACCUUUCUUAAAACAAGACAUCACUAAUAUGUUACACUUCCACCCACCGAAGGCGGACACACUCCACAAGUUUCUAGACAAAGAUGACUUACCAGAAGACUACGGAGGUACACGUGGCAAAAUGGAAGACCACAUGAAGAAUGUUAUGGAACUAUUAGAUAGGAAAAGAGAACCUCUAAUAAGUGAAAACUUGUGGAGGGUAGAGAAAAAAUCAAAGAGCAAAUCAUCAAAUGAGCAACCUUCGUCAGCCGAUACAACAUUCCGCACACUCGAGAUCGAUUAGCAAUAGCUUAUUCUUAGAUAACCUUAUUACGGGUGACUUAGGGUAAGUGUCAUUCUUGCCACAUACCUAUGAAUGUAACUAGCUUACUGUUGAUCAGUCCUAGACCACUUAGGCAAUAAAAGGUUUAUUACAUUGUAAUAUAAUUAUAUAGAUAAUCGUAUGAAUCAAUAAUACAUGAUGGAUACGAUACAUUUUAUUAGAACCAAGCUGUUCGCUCCGGCUUCGCUCGAGUGUAAUAUUUUUAUUUAAUAUUUUAUUUAAUAUUUUUUUUCAUACAAUCUGUGUCCUGAUAAUUACAAAUUCAGAAAAAAAAAGAAUUAGUCAAACAAGUGCAUCCAUUUUAAAGUAAUAUGGUUACAUACAUUCGGCCAUUGAAUAUUAUUAUUAUUAUAAAUAAAACAGUGAUUUUACAUUUUUUUAUGCUUGCAACUGAUAAAUAACUCUGUCAGUUAUAAAUUGAUUUGGAAAAUUCUUUUUUUAUCUGAAAAUAUGUAUAUACUUAAAGACGGCCCUAUAGAAAUUUUUAUCAAAAUCACUAUGAAUGAAUUAUAAGUUCUCCAAUUUGAUGUUCGUAACUUCCAAUAAUUCGCUCGUUAUAAAAAAUAAAUUAAUAAUCAUUUUAUCAAUUCCAUUUUUUCAGGAACUCGAUUAAAAAUACAUGAAACGUAGAUUAACAAAAAAAAAAAAACAACCAAAGGAUAGAUAAUAAUAAUAUUUAUUUUAUUUUUUAUAUACGAGUCUUUCUUGCUCUCAGAAAUACCUAGAAAUACUAUUAUAUUACUUAUUACAAAUAAUGUGAGCGAAGGUGAACUUAUCUCUGAAAGAGAUCUCUUCCAGUCAACCUAACACUGGUAUAGGAAGACUAGAGUGGGCAUUUGUAAUGUAAGAGAGUAUUGAAAACAUAUGUUUAAAUACUAUAUAAUAUGUAAAACCUACAUAUAUACAAUAUAUAGAUAGUAUGUUAAUACAUAGAUAAUAAUAUGUCCAUAAACAAAUAUAAAAGUAAUACACCUCAACACACCAAGAAACUAUUAAGCGCUAUAAAUAUUCAUCCCUUGGAAAUGGAUAUAUAUUUGCAACGUUUGGAGUUGAGACUCUGGGCCCAUGGGGUCCCGAGGCCAUGAGUCUUUAUAAAGUGAUACCUCGCCGGCUAGUAGGAACCUCUGGCGACCAGAAGCCUUCUGGUUAACGCAUCUCCAUAGCCAUUCAGCGUGGAAAUGCAGCAAAUCUCCUAGGUACCCUACCAGUUGGUAGUGACCUCGAAGAAUUUAUCUUUAAUUAUUGUUUUAGUUCUUAUUAUCUAAUAUUAAAUUGAUUUUUUUUAUUAUAAAAUAAUAAAUACAUAAUUAGUAAAUGUAUCUGAAUUAAAUAUAUGUGAACACAAUGAUGACAAUCUUAAUCAAACUAUAGUGAAGAGGUAAUAUAAUUUGACUCUCUUCUUUUUAAAGAUCCAAUUGCCCAUGAUGAAGUUAAUUUCGUAAUUAACUAUGUUCAAGGCCUCUAAUGUUUUUAAAAUAUUACCACAGCAAUGGGAAAUUAAUUAUUAAAUUAUAAAAUGGUGAAAAAUGUCAAAUCGGUCAAUUUCUGACAUCGUGUUUAAUUUAAUGGAUUUCCGUCCAUAUAGAUAGAAUACUUGAAACUAUUGACUACUUAUUAUGUAAUAUUACAGGGUAGAUUAGUAUUUUAUUAAUUUUAUGGAACUAAAUAUUUGAAUGUUCCUUUGUAGAAGUAAUAUAGUCGUCAUCAUCAUAACAGCCGUAAACAAUCCACUGCUGAACAAAGACCUUCCGCAUAAGAGAAGAUUUGCUUGCAGUUGCACGUUUGGCAGGCGGAUUGGCAACCGCAAUUAGGUUUUAAUGAUAUUUUUUAAGAAGGGGCAUUGCUGUCUAUCGCUCGACUAUUAAGUUCUUUUAGUCGCCUCGCCUAGAGGUGGCCUAUUCUACGCUGGGACCACACACACAGCGGUAUAGUGUUCUAGAAUAAUAAUACUAUUAUCGUUGUUGAAUAAUAACUAUCGUGAGUCAUACUGAAUUGUUAUCUAUAGCUUUCAUACAUCCUCCGAUUCUGUAUAUAUGUAUAAGAGAACUACCAGUUAGUUUAUGUAUACUACUGUUCUGUUACUUAUACUGACAAUAUGUUAGACUGAGCGAAUAAUUGAUUAGAGAAGGUCUCUCUUCUCUCUCUCUCUCUUUGUUAGAUACUUGUAUUUUGCUUUAUUCCUUUGGUCGCUCCUCAUUAUAUCUUGGAUAUAUUUCGGUUUAGGUUUCACCAUAUAUUUAUUUGUUCAUUCUGCCAUUUGUCUCACACUUGGGCUAUUGUGCAUAGAGUAUGAUCAAUCUAGCCAGUCUAGAGUUGUUCAGAAGUUAACAGUUAUUACCACAGUCCCUUGGGAUGGACUACAAUGCGUUUAGAUUCUGAACCUCCUGGUUAACCAAGUUUUUACACUUCAUGCGAGAGUUUUGAUGCAGCAAAUGAGCUUGUGUUUCUUUAGCCUUCAUACAACAUUCGACUCUAGAUAUGCGUAGAUGUGGACUGCCAGUUUCUAUACCUAUUAAUAACACACACAUUUCACACAUACGGUUCAAUAUAUUUGUAUAAAUGUAAGUACAAAGAUGGAUCAGAAUGUUUUCUUUAAUUCACGUUAACAAAGCCGCGGGUUGGAACUAGUUUUAUGAACUUUACUUUUUGCAGAGUUGUUUAAUGUUUGCUAACACUACGUAACCAUUCAAUAACGUUUAAACAGAUUAAUAAAAACUUCCUUAGAUUAACGUAUAGAAAAGAUUAAUUUCUGUAGCAUAAAUGCCAUAUAGCCCUGGCAUUCAAUGGAUCGCCCCUUUCUUUGUCAAGGGGCGACUAAGGGAACUUUAUGGUCGAGGAAUAGGCAGCAGCAUCCCGCUUAAAACAUUACCAAAAACCUAACUGUGAUUGCGAACUCGUCUGCAAAGCGUGGCAACUACGGACAACACCCUCCUUAUGGGAAGGUCUAUGUUCAGCAGCAGACAGUUAACGGUUCAUACGAAAUGCAUUGUUACUGAAUCUGUUUUAUUUAUGUAACUGAAUUGAUAGAAUUUUGCAUACUUAUGUAUUGUAAAUAUAUUAUUAUUAGAGUUGUUUGCAACAUGUGUUUACUUUGAAUAUUUAUUACUUCGUCAUGUAACCAUUCAAAAACUUAGGUACAGGAAAUUGCAAUCUCCAUCGAUAAUAAAUAAUGCUCUCUCAGGUGGACAUCGACGCGGUUUGGGGAGGAGGGAUUGUUAGUAAUAAGGAUUAGCGGCCCCACUGCUAGCUAUACCCCCUGUCAGAUCUACUUCCGCGUAGUUCUCCUGGGAAACCAUUGUGAUUUAUUCUGACUGACUAUGACAUACUGAUCUCUUGUCAUCCUCACCGUUUAGAGAACGCAUGUGGAGUUACUAAAAUUUAAAUAGUCAUUUCAAUACCUUUCCAUGGUCAUUUUGGUAAGAAAUAAAAAAAUAUAUAAAAUUAAUUUUUAUUAUUAAAUGUCUUAAAAACUAAGAUGAGGUGUGAAGAUAAAAAUCUGUAAAUAAAUUUAUUCAACAAAUAAAGAAACAAAUUAAGUCUGAUAUUAUAUUUUUUACAUAAAAAAUGUAUUUUAAUAAUGCUGAUAUACUAGUAUCUCCAUGAGAGAUUUAUUACAUACAUACCAUAUAUGGUCAUAUUUAACAAAUUAUAAAGUUAUUAAUAACAAUAAUGUAAUUGUUAUUUUAGAUUUAGCAUAGUUGAUAUUUAUGACCCUAUUAUGUUUGGUACUGUAAUAUGUUCUUUAACGAAGUUAUUUUUAGAAGAAUACUAUAUUUUUAGAAACAUCGAGUAUUCACAAAAUAAACUGUACAAAUGACACUUUUUUUAUCUAAAUAUGUAAUAAAAGUUGAACAAGACUAUUGUGAUUUGUAAAUUUAAGAAUAAAUAAUAAUAAAGAUAUUUAUUAAUACUGGUGGUUGUUGGCAUUUCUAGGAACUUUGAAUUUGUGUUCAAAUUAUUAUUCUUACUUUAAUUGACUGUGAAAAACUACACGACGUGUGUCGUCUUUGUAUUCCAGUAUAAUUUAAAAAUGCAUUUGUUAAUAAAUAUUGUUUUCUUUUAA
Galleria mellonella (greater wax moth) is the source of this 5166-nucleotide messenger RNA. Its product is annotated as alpha-tocopherol transfer protein-like. Gene Ontology annotation, molecular function: phosphatidylinositol bisphosphate binding. The record is from RefSeq and is a predicted model, not a curated record. Gene Ontology annotation, cellular component: membrane. The transcript is spliced from 7 exons. Lineage: Eukaryota; Metazoa; Arthropoda; Insecta; Lepidoptera; Pyralidae. Bases 198 to 1064 code for a protein of 288 amino acids.